This is a messenger RNA of Rhopalosiphum maidis (corn leaf aphid), 3532 nucleotides long. RefSeq lists its product as uncharacterized. Gene Ontology annotation, biological process: regulation of transcription by RNA polymerase II. Gene Ontology annotation, cellular component: nucleus. Gene Ontology annotation, molecular function: DNA-binding transcription factor activity, RNA polymerase II-specific; sequence-specific DNA binding. The record is from RefSeq and is a predicted model, not a curated record. Bases 810 to 2996 code for a protein of 728 amino acids. The transcript has 6 exons. NCBI's taxonomy places the organism in Eukaryota, Metazoa, Arthropoda, Insecta, Hemiptera, Aphididae.
CGUGGUGUGCGUGCGUGAGAGCGUGUGCCCGUUGUGUGUAGUUCGUGAACGGGUGUUGUAAAGCGGCGAAGGGGGAAAUAAUCGAAAGAAAAAAUAAACUGACAACAGCGACGACGGCGACGGCGACGAACCAGUAUUUGUUACUACACACGAUAAUCGUCAUUUCGUCCGCCGUCGACUUUUUAUUAUUUUCUAGUACGUUUAUUAGUAUUACAUUAUUCGUCGUCCGGCGGCCCUUGAAGUACAAUAUAUCGCUGCCGAGCGAUUAGAUUAUUAUUAUUAUUAUUCAUUUUUAUCUUUUAUUAUUACUAUUAUUACUAUUCGCUUUUUCCGUCGCGAUAAAUACCGUACGGCCGUCGCCGUCGUCCGUAGUGUGACGUCCAACGCGCGCCAGUGUGCUCUGUUACGCCGUCGGCGGCCGUCGUCGUCGUCGUCGUCGUCGUCGUCGUUGUCUUCUUCUUCCUCCUCAUCAUCCUCAACAACACACGCAGCAGCGCCCUUUGGACGUUUCGGUCGUCGUUCGCCGUUUUUUGCGUCACUCGUUUGCCGAUCGCGCAAGCCCGCUCACCCGUGUUGCCGCCACCGUUUGAAAAUGUCCCGGGAAAACGUUUGACUUUCCGCUCUUAAAGGAGAAUCCGUUUCGCCAACGUUCAGCAUGGACAGUGGCUGAGUGAGUUUUAUGACUGUGACUUCUAAUCAGCUCUUCAAGUGGCGUUAUUGCACAUAUAUCUUUUAAACAUUCAACAAUGUUUCAGUUCAAGUUAAAAAGUGAAACGACUUAGUGACUAAACAAGUAUUUAACUAUAGCGAUGGAAUUUUUAAUAACAAAUGAAUCUGAUGAAGUGUCUAUAUUAUCACAAACUGAUGAACCUACCAACACCUUACCUCAUAAUGAUCAAAUUAAGGAUAUAAAUGUUGCAAACAUUAAUAAAGAUAAUAAAGAAAUAUCUACUGAAUCAAAAACUUUAUCUGACUGUCUAGUAGAUGUCUCAAAAUCAUUAUCAGAUUCAGAAUGUAGAGUUCAAAAUAUGUUAUUUGAUAUGAAAUCUGAAGAAUUGAGUACAAGUUCUGAUGAAAAAACCAACAUAGAUUGCAAUAUAAAACCUUACAAUAGUGAUAUAAAAAAUGAAUGUAUGUUUAUGCCCUCAUCAAAUUCAACUUAUAUCUCCUCUAAUGAAACUCAAGUUCUUUCAAGUACAAAUGAAUCAAUAUAUUCAGAUGUAAAUAAUAUUUUUACUACUAAUAAAAAACGAGGAUUUUCAAUUGAAGAAAUCAGUAAAGACGAAACUUCUCAAAAUAGCCAAAGCAUGUCAACAUAUUCAAAUGAUUAUACUUGCUUUUUAAGCGAGCAAACAGAUGCUACAAGCAAUUUAACACCUUUCAAAAGAAGUAAUAGCUAUUAUUUUGAUUCUCCUGUAAAAAAGUUAUGUAUUAAUAAACUACCUAUUGAUGAUAAAACAAAUGAAGUGCUUGAUAGCAUUAACCUGUAUUCAAAUAAAAUAUUCAGUGGAUUUACUAGCAUUCAGAAUGACUUAGAAGUGGAUUGUAUACAAGAUCGUUAUGAUGGAAGUGACUCUGGAUUUGGAUCAGAAUUAGCAGAAGAUAAGAACACUGGCAGCUUAGAUGUAGCAGUUUCGACAUCAAAUAUAUCAUACAAAACUGAUUUUACAUUAAACCAAGAAUCUAGUUUUGAAGAUUUACAAAGAACUUCAAAUGAAUUUUUGUCAGCAAUGGAAGUGUUAAAGCCAAAAUUCUCUGACUCUAUUCUAGAUACAGCACCAUUAGACGUUAGAAAUAAUUAUGGAAAUGUUAAAGGCAUUUUAAAACGCAACAAACCUGUCAAUUAUGGUGUUCUAACAUCUGAUGUUACAACGGUGAAGAAACGCAAAAAUAUAAAUUUUGCAAAUGUAACAGUCUUUUAUUUUCCUCGAGUUCAAGGAUUUACAUGCGUUCCAUCUCAGGGUGGUUCUACUCUUGGCAUGACAAGAGUUCAUAGCGCUUCACGAGUUUUUUCUCUACCUGAAUAUAUAGCAGAACAGAGAAGAAUACGUCGAAACUUAAUUCAAAUCAGUCAAUCCGAGGUUUCUGGUACAAAUAGUGAUGACAGUGAUAGCGAUGUAGGAGCAGCAGAUGUUUACUCUGAGUCUGAUGCUGAUGUAGAUUCAGAUAGCAAUGGAAGUUUUUUACAACCUGUACCUACACGACAAAGACGUGCUUUAUUGAAGGCAGCUGGUGUUGACAAAAUUGAUUCAUCUGAAAAAGAUGACUGCAAGAGCAUAAGACUAUCCAGGGAAUUUUGCGGGUGUUUAUGCCGUGGUUUUUGUGACCCAGAUACAUGCGCAUGUUUUCAAGCAGGCAUAACAUGUCAAGUUGACAGAAUGAAUUUCCCAUGUGGAUGCACAGUAGAUGGCUGUGGAAAUUCUGUUGGUCGUAUAGAAUUCAAUCCAACAAGAGUUAGAAAACAUUUCAUUCACACCAUAAUGAGACUUGAAAUCAAAAAGAGAGAAGCACAAGAAGAGGAGCACUGUAAUAAGUUAGCUAUGACAUCACCACUUAUAUCCAAUUUUUCCUAUCACGAUUCCAGACACAUACAACCGUAUUAUCAACCACAGCACUACGAACACAAUUUAAAUGAUUAUAACUAUCAAUCGUUUUUGCCUGUUUAUGAUAGUAAUAACCAUAUUGCCCCAGAAAGUAGUACACAGAACGAUUAUCAGCUUAAUAAUUCGCAUAAUUUAUAUGAACCAUACCAGCCAUUCCCAUCUGCGUUUGUGCCUUUGUCACCAGAUAGACCAAGAGGAUUGUCUAUUAUAGACAAUAAACCUGAAACGUUCGCAGAUUUAUUGCAACCAUACAGUUUACCGAGUAUUGAAAGUACUGAUUCGCUUGGUAUUCCAAAUAUUCCAAGUACAUUAGUUUCGGAUAAUUUCAAUUUAGAAACUGAAAAUUUAGGGGAAAUCAUUAAAAAUACAAUGGUUGAAAGUGUCAAUUCUUAAAAUUCCAUUUACUGACAACUUGUUAAUAAACAAAUGUUUUUUUUAGUUGAAUUUUUUUAUUUGUUACUUUAAUUAAUAAUUUUUAACUUGGUUAUCAUAAUAAUAGUUAUAGCUAUACUCUGUCUAGUAUAAGAAUAACCUCAGGUGGCAAUCGAUUUUCUUAUGGCUCUGGCAGACUUCAUUCCUUAAUUAAAUCGAUUUUAGUUUUCAAUGAUCUGCCGUAAAUUGGCAAAAAGGUUGAAAUAAAAUGACUACACCCAUUUCCGCUGUUAUGCUCAAAAGUCCGCCAUUGGAAGUUACUGUUAUAUGAGACAGAAUUAAGUUUGCCAAUAAAUCUAAUAGAUUUUAUCAAAUAAAUUGUGGUUGGUGAUUUUAGUAAACUUUAAAUACAAUUUGCGUAUAACCAUUCAUAGCAUUUUCAUUAAAUGGUUAAUUAUUCAAAAACUUGUUAAGUUUUGAUGGAAUUUUUAAAAUGUUUUUUUUUAUAGAAUUGUCUGCAAUUCAUUUUUGAUAUUAUGGUUUAUAUAAAUACAUAA